GGCAGUUUUCCACAGAAAUUCCCUAGAAACAUCUCAAAGAGACGAGGGACAAAACAGGUGGAUUUAGCGAAGGAAGAUUUCCUUGGGUUUCUUGGACGAGGAACGGACGAACGAAAAAUCAGUCAGAUUCUCCACUGAUCUCCGCAAUGGAUGAGAACGCGGAUCGACUGAGUAAAUACACGAAGCAUUCGCUAAAAACUGCGCCUAAAUCAAAUGUUCUGGAAUGUCGAGUUUGCGAGGAGGUUUUCACAGUGGACGGUGUAAAGGUGCCACGUUUGUUGCACUGUGGACACACAGUGUGUCACUCGUGCUUACUGCGGUUGAGGACUUGCAUGUCGGAGCAGCAGUUUCUGCUGUGUCCCUUUGAUCGACAACCUACCGCCAUUCACGAGAACAGCAUCUACAGUCUGAAGAAGAACUUUGCGCUUAUCGAGCUGCUUGAACGACUAGAGCAAUCCAACAGUCAGAAAACGCUGGUGUUGGAGCAUGAGAGGCUUCAGUCGAAUCUAUCGUGCGACGAGGAUGAAGCACAUACUGCAGUUCUUUACUGUACUGUCUGUGCCACACAUCUCUGUGAGGCUUGCGACACUAUCACACAUUCAGCCAAGACCCUGGGCAAACACAGGCGCGUACCACUGUCAGAGAAGCCACGCGAGAAGCCUCGCUGCCCAAUACACACAGCGGAUGUGGCCGAAUUCACUUGUACUCAGGAAGGCUGUCACAAUUCCUUGAUGUGCUACCUAUGCAAAGAAUAUGGCAAACAUAGUACGCACAAGCCAGUAUUGAUCGAGGAAGAAGCCGAAAACAUUAAGAAGUCCAUUAUCGCGGCAUUGCAGAAGAUGACGCAGUUUAUGGAAAGCAUGAGAGAUACCGCACAUAAAAUAGAAAUAGUAAUUGAAGAAUUGGAAGGCUGGGCGAUCGAAGACGCGAGGAGGAGAGUGCGAUAUCAUUUCGAGGAAUUACGUGCUGUUUUGACCGAACAAGAGAAAACAGCGAUGGCGUACAUCGAAACAGAGACUCGCGGUAGACUUUGCGCACUGAGGCAACAACAGAAAGAUCUCACGUCUACGAGAUCGCAAGUGGCCGGUGUAUGUAUCCAAUGCGAAAGCAUACUCGAUUCCGAAGACUGGAAGUUGCUGAGCAGCUCGGAAAAAGUCAAGGAAGUGCUGGCGACGUUGGAGCAACAGCAGCAACAUUAUGCGCAAUUAGGACCGGAUUUUCUCAGUCCUGAAUCCUCCAUUCCCAUUAUAUUUAGCAGGGAUAACAGAAUACAUAUUGGAACAAAGAUCGAUAUGCGCGUAGUAAUCCUUGGACUGGAUGGUGCGGGAAAGACAAGUAUUUUAUCUGCUAUGCGAGGCGUCACGCUGCCAAAUCCACCGAUUCCCACUAUCGGCUUCAACGUUGAAAGUUUGGAGUACAUGAAUCUCGUAUUUACUCUCUGGGAUGUUAGCGGUCAUCAAAAGUUUCGACCAUUGUGGAAGCAUUACUAUCAUAACACGCAAGCUGUUAUUUUCGUGGUUGACGCUAGCGAUAGAUCUCGCUUCGAAGAAGCACGAAAGGAAUUAUCAAAAAUACUUUAUGAACGAGAACUGAAGGAUGCUCUACUUUUAAUAUAUGCUAAUAAACAGGACGUUUCUGGCUGUGCGAGUGUGGAGGAAUUAGUCGAUAUACUUGGCUUGCAUAAACUUUGUUGUGCGAGAAUAUGGCAUAUUCAAGGCUCGUCGUUAGUUACCAAUGCUAGUGGUACGUUGCAAGGUCUUGACUGGCUUUCGACGCAAUGUGUAUAAAUUUUUUUUCUUUAUAAAAUUAUUUAUAUAUGGAAAAAGCCGAGAAGACACGCUAAUUAAUUGUGAUUUCCACGCUAAGAUGGUACGAAGCAGACUGAAGUUAGAUAGGUAGAUAGAUAUCAUGCAAGAUAAAUAUUUGUACGUACAGUCGACGUUGAAAAUGAUUUGUUUUCUAGCUGUUCUCAUAAAAUAAACUCGAAUAUCGCACGUAUUCAGAGAAUUAUAUUAAAAAAUAAUAUCUCAACCACACAACACAUUUCGACGUCGAUCAUACUUUAUAUAAUCUUUUUUUUAUUUAUAAUAUAAAUCUUUUUUUUAUUCGCUCAAUAAGUAUGUCAACGUGUGAAUGAUGAAUCUACUAUAUCAUCGCAGAUCUCCCUUUAUUAGCUCGUCAAUCCGCAAGAUAAAUCUAUUCUGUUAAGUCACGCUAUACCAAAAAA
Molecule: messenger RNA, 2227 nt
Organism: Trachymyrmex septentrionalis
Lineage: Eukaryota; Metazoa; Arthropoda; Insecta; Hymenoptera; Formicidae
Product: E3 ubiquitin-protein ligase TRIM23-like
Exons: 7
Coding region: 147-1787 (546 amino acids)
Biological process (GO): vesicle-mediated transport; intracellular protein transport
Cellular component (GO): plasma membrane; lysosomal membrane; cytoplasm
Molecular function (GO): GTPase activity; GTP binding; zinc ion binding
Source: RefSeq, a predicted model, not a curated record